Cajanus cajan (pigeon pea) is the source of this 1863-nucleotide messenger RNA. Its product is annotated as cytochrome P450 714C2. Gene Ontology annotation, molecular function: oxidoreductase activity, acting on paired donors, with incorporation or reduction of molecular oxygen; iron ion binding; monooxygenase activity. The record is from RefSeq and is a predicted model, not a curated record. Lineage: Eukaryota; Viridiplantae; Streptophyta; Magnoliopsida; Fabales; Fabaceae.
AAAAGUUAUUCUCUCACCCUAGUUAUAUAUUAAAAGGAUUUUGCUGUCACUUUUCUCCACCCAGUUAUAUAUCAGAGAGUUUGUUGUUUUGUGGUGUAAAUGUAAACUUAAGGAGCAGGAAUAGGAGAAGAUGGUGGUGAUGGAGAUGAACACAGUGCACGUUGUGUUUGGAACAGUUUUGGUGGUGUUGAUGCAUGUCUUCAACAGCUUGGUGUUGAGGCCAAGAUCACUGAGAGCAAAGCUUCAGAGGCAGGGGAUUCAAGGGCCUCCACCUCACUUCUACCUUGGCAACAUCCCACAAAUUAAGACCCUUUUGCUUCAAGUUCAGUCAGCACCAACCACACAAGUCAAAGACAAAGAGCAAGAUGUUUCUCCUUCACAUGCAUGGCCUUUAACUGUCUUCCCUCAUGUUCAAAAGUGGAUCAAACAAUAUGGUUCCAUGUACUUGUUUUCUUCUGGGAAUGACCAGUGGCUAAUGGUAGCAGAUAUAGAGAUGGUGAAGGAAAUUAUCAUGUACACUUCUUUGAAUCUAGGAAAGCCUACUUAUCUGUCCAAAGAUCUGGGGCCACUUUUGGGCCAAGGUAUAUUGGCAUCAAGUGGCCAAAUUUGGGCUCAUCAGAGGAAGAUAAUUGCCCCUGAACUGUACCUUGAUAAGGUGAAGGCAAUGGUUAAUCUGAUAGUCGAGUCAACAAAUGUGACACUAAGGUCUUGGGAGGCUAGACUUGAAAGCGAGGGAGAUAUUUCAGAGAUUAAAGUUGAUGAAGAUCUGCGAAGUUUGUCAGCUGACAUAAUUGCCAGAGCUUGUUUUGGGAGCAAUUACAUUGAAGGAAAAGAAAUAUUCUCAAAGCUUAGAGAUGUUCAAAAGCUCUUGUCCAAAGUACAUGCUGGAAUUCCAGGCUCUCGAUACUUGCCUAACAAAAGCAACAGACAGCUAUGGAGAUUGGAGAAAGAGAUUAACUCAAAGAUAUUGAAGCUCAUAAAACAACGCCAGGAGGAAACUCAUGAGCAGGAUCUCUUACAAAUGAUACUUGAGGGUGCAAAGAAUUGCGAGGGUAGUGAUGGCUUCUUUUCAAAUUCCAUCUCUCGCGACAGGUUUAUGAUAGAUAAUUGCAAAAACAUAUUCUUUGCUGGAUAUGAGACUACUGCAAUCACAGCAUCAUGGUGCUUGAUGCUGUUAGCUACACACCAAGAUUGGCAAGAUCGUGCCCGUGCUGAGGUGCUUCAAGUUUGUGGAAAAAGUGCUCCAGAUGCAACUAUGCUUAAAAGCCUCAAAACGUUAACCAUGGUGAUACAAGAGACUUUGAGGCUUUAUUCACCACAAGCACAUGUUGUUAGAACAGCUUUCCAAGAUAUUAAUCUGAAAGGCAUGCUGAUUCCCAAAGGAAUGAAUAUUCAGAUUCCAAUCCCACUUCUGAACCAAGACCCUCAACUUUGGGGACCUGAUGCUCACAAGUUCAAUCCAGAAAGGUUUGCAAAAGGGGCUAUUGGAGCAUGCAAGGUUCCACAGCUUUAUAUACCAUUUGGAAUAGGGCCACGUGUCUGCGUUGGACAGCACUUAGCCAUGACAGAACUGAAGGAGAUUUUGUCUCUCAUUCUGUCAAAGUUUCGCUUCUCUCUCUCAUCAAGUUACUGCCAUUCACCUGCUUACCAUUUGGUCAUAGAACCUGCCCAUGGAGUUGUUCUUAAGAUGUCAAAAAUUUAAGCUACAAUAUGUAACUCUUACCCUUUUCUUUGGGGUACUUUUCUGCUUGUGCUUCGGAAAUGAAAUGGUUUUAAUCAUAAGACAAAUCAUUUUACAAGCAGAUGAAUAAUGAAAACAUGUGCAAGAAAUGUUUAUGAAUAAAUUUUAUUCAUGUUAGAUCA